CUACUGUCCUUUCCCCACUGUCUCCCCAGAUUGUCCUUGAUAAGAGGUAGUACCUCUGAACUGGAGAUCAGACUUGUUUCUUAUAUGUGAUGCCAUUCCAGCACUGGACUCAUGGAGGCUGAACAUUUAUUCAGGAGUCCAUAGAGGCUGCUGUAUUCUAUUGAAGAAGAUGUCUAACAGUAACACUACUCAAGAGACCCUGGAAAUAAUGAAAGAGUCAGAAAAAAAACUGGUAGAAGAAUCUGUAAACAAAAACAAGUUUAUAUCUAAGACUCAAAGUAAGGAAGAAAUUGAGAAAGAGAGUGAAGAUACCAGUUUGCGUCAGGAAACCCAGGAUUAUGAGUUCCUUUUUGACAAGAGGCGGACAUCCAACCAUGGUCAUGCCAGGAAGAGAGCCAAGUCUAAUUCCAAGCUGAAGUUGGUACGCAGCCUGGCAGUGUGUGAGGAGUCCUCUGUCCCAUUUGCUGAUGGGUCAUUAGAAACCCAGGAUAUAAUUCAGUUGCACAUCAGCUGCCCCUCUGACAAAGAGGAAGAAAAAUCCACAAAGGAUGUCCCUGAAAAGGAAGACAAGGACAAAAACAAAGAAAAGGUCCCGAGGAAGAUGCUGUCGAGAGACUCCAGCCAAGAAUAUACGGACUCCACUGGAAUUGACCUACAUGAAUUUCUUGUAAAUACACUGAAAAAGAACCCAAGGGACAGAAUGAUGCUGCUAAAAUUAGAACAGGAGAUUCUGGAAUUUAUUAAUGACAACAAUAACCAGUUCAAGAAGUUCCCUCAGAUGACCUCAUAUCACCGGAUGCUAUUACACCGGGUAGCAGCCUAUUUUGGGAUGGACCACAAUGUUGAUCAAACUGGAAAAGCUGUCAUCAUCAACAAAACCAGUAACACAAGAAUCCCUGAACAGAGGUUCUCAGAACAUAUAAAGGAUGAGAAGAAUACAGAAUUUCAGCAGAGAUUCAUUCUCAAGAGAGAUGAUGCCAGUAUGGACCGAGAUGAUAACCAGAUCAGAGUUCCAUUGCAGGAUGGAAGGAGGAGCAAGUCAAUAGAAGAGAGAGAGGAGGAAUAUCAAAGGGUCCGAGAGAGAAUAUUUGCCCGAGAGACUGGCCAGAACGGAUAUCUAAAUGACAUCAGACUCUCCAAAGAAGCCUUUUCUUCUAGCUCUCACAAGAGAAGGCAGAUUUUUAGGGGGAACCGUGAGGGGCUGAGCCGUACCUCAAGCAGCCGCCAGAGCAGCACAGACAGCGAACUCAAAUCCCUGGAGCCACGGCCGUGGAGCAGCACGGACUCUGAUGGCUCUGUCCGGAGCAUGCGGCCCCCUGUCACCAAAGCCAGCAGCUUCAGCGGAAUCUCUAUCCUCACCCGUGGCGACAGCAUCGGGAACAGUAAAGGUGGCAGUGCAGGAAGGAUCUCCAGGCCAGGUAUGGCACCAGGUGCCCCAGAAGUGUGCAACCAGGUCACCUCAUCCCAGUCUGUCCGGGGUCUCCUCCCUUGUACUGCCCAGCAGCAGCAGCAGCAGCUUCCUGCUCUCCCACCCACGCCUCAGCAACAGCCACCCUUGAAUAAUCACAUGAUCUCACAGCCAGUCCCGGCUCUGCAGCCCUCUCCGCAGCCUGUUCAGUUCUCUCCAGGCUCCUGUCCCCAAGUCCUUCUGCCAGUCUCUCCGCCCCAGCAGUACAACAUGGCAGAUGACCUCAGCAACCCAUUUGGACAGAUGAGCCUCAGUCGCCAAGGUUCUGCUGAAGCAGCUGACCCAUCCUCAGCUCUGUUCCAGUCCCCACUUAUCUCCCAGCACCCUCAGCAGACUAGCUUCAUCAUGGCUUCUACGGGACAGCCUCUCCCCACUUCCAACUACUCCACCUCUAGCCAUGCACCACCUACUCAGCAAGUCCUGCCACCCCAGGGCUACAUGCAGCCCCCUCAGCAGAUCCAGGUUUCUUACUAUCCCCCUGGACAGUAUCCUAACUCCAACCAGCAAUAUCGACCUCUCUCUCACCCGGUGGCCUACAGCCCCCAACGUGGUCAGCAGCUGCCUCAGCCAUCCCAGCAGCCUGGUUUACAGCCCAUGAUGCCUAACCAGCAGCAGGCGGCUUACCAAGGCAUGAUUGGGGUCCAGCAGCCACAAAACCAGGGCCUGCUCAGCAACCAGAGGAGCAGCGUGGGGGGCCAGAUGCAAGGCCUGGUGGUUCAGUACACUCCACUGCCUUCUUACCAAGUCCCAGUGGGUAAUGACUCACAAAAUGUGGUCCAGCCGCCUUUCCAGCAACCCAUGCUGGUCCCUGCGAGCCAAUCUGUGCAAGGGGGCCUCCCCGCGGGGGGCGUGCCAGUGUACUAUAGCAUGAUCCCGCCAGCUCAGCAGAACGGUACGAGCCCUUCUGUGGGGUUUCUGCAACCUCCUGGCUCUGAGCAGUACCAGAUGCCUCAGUCUCCCUCUCCCUGCAGUCCACCACAGAUGCCACAGCAGUACUCAGGAGUGUCACCUUCUGGACCAGGUGUGGUGGUCAUGCAGCUGAAUGUCCCUAAUGGACCCCAGCCCCCCCAGAACCCAUCCAUGGUCCAGUGGAGUCACUGUAAAUAUUACAGCAUGGACCAGCGGGGGCAGAAACCUGCAGACCUGUACAAUCCUGACAGUAGCCCCCAGGCCAACACACAAAUGAGCAGCAGCCCCGUCACGUCUCCUACCCAGUCUCCAGCACCCUCUCCUGUCACCAGCCUCAGCAGUGUCUGCACAGGACUCAGUCCCCUUCCCGUCCUCACACAGUUCCCCCGGCCUGGGGGUCCAGCACAGGGCGAUGGGCGCUACUCCCUCUUGGGCCAGCCAUUACAGUACAAUCUGUCCAUCUGCCCUCCUCUGCUCCAUGGCCAGUCGACUUACACGGUGCACCAGGGACAGACUGGGUUGAAACAUGGAAACCGGAGCAAGAGACAAGCACUCAAAUCUGCCUCCACUGACCUAGGGACGACAGAUGUUGUCCUGGGGCGGGUGCUGGAGGUGACAGAUCUCCCUGAGGGCAUCACUCGUACCGAGGCGGACAAACUCUUCACUCAGCUCGCCAUGUCCGGCGCCAAGAUCCAAUGGCUCAAGGAUGCCCAGGGGCUGCCUGGCGGAGGUGGGGGGGACAAUAGUGGGACUGCCGAGAACGGCCGCCACGCGGACCUCGCUGCCUUGUACACCAUCGUGGCUGUGUUCCCCAGCCCCCUGGCGGCCCAAAAUGCCUCCCUUCGCCUCAACAACUCUGUGAGUCGCUUCAAACUUCGAGUGGCCAAAAAGAACUAUGACCUGAGGAUCCUGGAGCGAGCCAGCUCCCAAUAAAGGGAGGAGGGGAAGGGACCAGCACAGCAGGGGAGAGGGCAGGGUGGAGGGUGUUGAGGGAUCCUGAUAGACCAUGGACAGAGACCGAAAGGAAGGUGACAGACACUAAACUGGAGCCUAAAACAGUAGGGAUGAAGAUGGAAGCAGACACUCACACUGGCACUGGACUCCUUCUUACUCCCCUGCCAUGGGUCCCCUCUUUUUCCCUGGUUGGCCUUCCUCUGCUUCCCCCUCCUUCCCAUCCUCUUCUAUCAUUUUUGAUCUCUUCUCCCACCAUGAAAUUAAUUUCUUUGAUAUUUUUUGGUUAGGUAGAAUUGGGAGAGUCCUACACUCCCCUGUUCUCCUGUUUCCUGAUCAUCCCAAGCUCCCUUUUCUUUUUUGGUCUUUAUGAAUAUAUUUAUAUGGACAGAAUUAAGAAAAAUGAAAUUGAUUUCCCUUUUCUCUCACUUCCCCCAUCUUGUCUCCCCAAACCCCAGAGUUAAAACUUGGGCCUUCCUCCACCCCUACUCCCCAGAACACUUGUAUAUUGUUUGUUUGAGGUUCGUGCCGAAGUAACAGAUACAGUAUUUAAUUGCACAUAACAGAUGUUUGCUGGGUAUAUUCACUGUAAAUUUUAUUUAAUCUGAGUUUUUGUUUGUUUAGGGGGCAUCAUUUGGGGGGAGGUUGAUUUUGUUUUUAAAUAUAAAAAAAAAAAUCUGUCACUGGACGUCAGUCCCUGUUUCUGUGUUGCCGCCCUGGGGUGGGUAGGGGUUGGAGGUCCUGGGUAGGUACAACCCCACGGUUAUUGGAGGGAUUUGAUGUGGGUUUGGAUGGCUUUCCUAGCAUAUGCACCUAUCUCAUCCUAACACUAUUCCCUGUGUCCCAGCCUCCUCCUUACACAUAGUUCUGAGGUACCUGGGUCUCUAAUGGGACCUGGGUCCUGGGUGCUCCCAAUUCUGCAACUAACUCUGAUUCAUCAAGCACACACUUCUCAACUC
Molecule: messenger RNA, 4287 nt
Organism: Rhinolophus ferrumequinum (greater horseshoe bat)
Lineage: Eukaryota; Metazoa; Chordata; Mammalia; Chiroptera; Rhinolophidae
Gene: R3HDM2
Product: R3H domain containing 2
Exons: 27
Coding region: 170-3310 (1046 amino acids)
Molecular function (GO): nucleic acid binding
Source: RefSeq, a predicted model, not a curated record